Messenger RNA from Vespula vulgaris, 12823 nucleotides. RefSeq names its product calpain-D-like. The coding region runs from base 991 to 5253 and encodes 1420 amino acids. Gene Ontology annotation, biological process: proteolysis. The transcript has 10 exons. Lineage: Eukaryota; Metazoa; Arthropoda; Insecta; Hymenoptera; Vespidae. Gene Ontology annotation, molecular function: calcium-dependent cysteine-type endopeptidase activity. Gene Ontology annotation, cellular component: cytoplasm. The record is from RefSeq and is a predicted model, not a curated record.
GUGCGCCGUUAAUAUUACGUCCCUGCGUUGCAAGUUGCAAUACGUAGAGAACGAUCAACACGCAGAGAACUCAAGUGAAGUAGACUCGACGUGUUCUGUGUUACUACGUCUCUCUCUCUCUCUCCUUCUGUCUAUCAACCUUUCCAAACGAUUGAUCUAUCUAGUCGGUGGGGCGCUCGUCGAAGCAUAAACAAAGUGCGUGCGGACAACGAAGAGCGUCAUUGUCAUUUCCAGUGUCCUGUGAUAAGGAGAAAUAGAAAGGAGAAGGGUUGGACGUUGAUCGAACACUGGUGUUGGAGAAGAAAAAGAAGGAGAAGAGGAAGAAAGAGGGAAAAAAAAUGAGAAGGAAGAUGACGAAAACGAAAAUGAAGUAUUUUGAGGGAAAUGGAGAGAGGGAAAGAGAGUGAGGGAGGGAUCGAGUGGAACGAAGAAAACAGAAAAAGGAAAAACAGAAGACAGACAGAUAGAGAGAGAGAGAGAGAAAGGAAGAAAGAAAGAAAGAGACGAGUGUGUUGUGAUUUCCGUGCGCGCGGAAGAGAAAGAGAGAGAGAGAGAGAGAGAAGAAAUAGAUGAUAGUGUAAAGAAAGAGAGAAAGAAAGAGAGAGAGGGAACGAACAAGAUGGCCGGCCAGAAACAUAUGACAAAGAACGGCGAGCUACCGCCGUGGCCGAGGGCGACGUUCGCUCGGUUCCUCGGCUCUCGGUAUUGCUGAUCCUAGUUCGCUUUCGAGAGAGAAAGAGGUGUUUUUUGGCACCGGCCGUGGUGCUCUUUUCGAAGGGGGUUCUUUAUAGAGAAGGGAAAGAAAGAAAGCGAGAGAGAGAGAGAGAGAGAGAGAGAGAGAGAGGGAUAGAAGAAAAGAUAGAUAGAAAGAGAGAGAGAGAGCGAGAGGGAGAGAAAGAGGAAAGAGAAAAGAGAAAAGAAAGGGGGGAUCGUGACUGCCAAGAGAGUCGGUGAUCCUGUGACCGAAGGAGCCAUGACUACGCGUGGAGAAUGGGCUCGAUCGCAUCGGUGUUGCAAUGGCAUUGCUCGGAGUGCGCUCUGAUAAAUCCAACGGAGAGCGCGCGAUGCGCCAGGUGCGGCCUGGCACGAAUCAGGAGCGAUGACGAGAGGGCGACUAGACUCAGCCGAGAGUUGAGCGCAAAGCGCGGGGAACCUCCUCCGCGCCGGAUGAGACAGUUACGUCGUAGGAAAGAGGGGAAAGACGCGGAGGAGGAGGAGGAAGGGGAGGAGGGGGGAGAACCCGACGAAGAGGAAGGUGUUUCUUCUUCUUCUUCUUCGUCGUCGUCGUCGUCGUCUUCGUCAUCGUCGUCGUCGUCAUCGUCGUCGUCUUCGUCGUCGUCGUCGUCGUCGGGAUCGUUACCACCGACGCCACCACCAAGGCUCAAUUUUCAUAGGCUCGGUAACAAUACCACCGAAAACCAUCCACAGGUUGACGUCCACGAGGAUACGAUUACCAUCCGCGAGCCCACCGAAUCCCUCGCACUACGGUUUUUUCAACGCAUUGAUAAGGAUUCGUCUGUAUCCAAUGUUCUUAAGAAGAGACUACGUUAUAGUUCGUGGAGUGGGAAUAUCUGUGACAAAGAGCCGCUUAAACGAUCCACUUCUGUACCUUCCCUAGUGACACGGUGGACCUGCAUUCGUUGUUUGUUGGACAACAGUUGUAGCUCCACAUUGGUUUGUGCAGCCUGUGAUGCUAGUUUUUCUAUAGCCCAGCUUGAUGAAAGACAGAUAGGAGCGAGGAAGGGAAAAAAACUUAAUCAGUGUAAAACCAAACAAGAACCUAAUGUAAAAUUGUUAAAAAAUGCAGUAUUCGGACGUCUGACCAAAAAUUUGGAUGCUGGCUAUAGUAUAACGUAUACUCCUUCUAAUGCCAAGAGAGUUUAUAACAAAGGUAUGGCACAAUUGACAAGUAUAAGUCGCAGUGAAAGAGGAAGAAACGUACGCGAGGAGUGGACAUUACCUACGCUCGAAACGAUGGAUCCAACGUCGCUUCCCUACUCGGAUAAUGCGGAAAGUUCUCAACGUUCUCCUAAGCGUCACAGUCCUUCUAUGUAUGAAAGAGUUAAAUCCAAAGUGAGUCGUUCUUUGUCUAAUGGCUCCGUCGUACAAAAGCUCUCUGAACUCGUUAUUCAAAGACCCACCAGCUUAGUAGUAUCCGAAGCACAUCAGGACGAUGCCUUGUGGAGUUGCGAUAAUUGUACGCUCGAUAACGCACCGGGAUUGGAGCAAUGCGAAGCGUGCGAAGCACCUAGAAGCCCAGCACCGUGCAGUGGUGUUGUUAUCAGUGUUCCUGCUUGGGAGACACGCGCGUUGUCCUCGGCAGGUCCACUGUCUUAUAGACGAUCUUUCUCUGAUGUCAAUUCUAUUACAAAUGUGACUCAGAGGAAGACCAUAAAUCGUAGGAGUCUAAACGACGAAGAACCACCGGCGGUACCUCCACAUUCCAUUGGUUUCACCUCAAAACCAAAGUAUUCUUAUAUAGGUAUCAGCGAGCCUGAUGUUCCACCACCAUUGCCAAAGAAGCAAAGCAGCAAAUUAGGUUUACUAGCCACCAAGGCACAUAGCGAAGCUACCAGCCCUGUUAGUGAUGUAGCCAGUGUGAGUCCUUUAAAACGUAUGUGGACGUGUCAAAAGUGUUCUUAUGCCUACAAUCCUCUGUGGUCUGUGGCUUGCGAUAUUUGCGGUUCCCCUAGAUCACCACCUUCUCUCACGCAACCUAGUUUAAUAACUGUGACUAAGGAUGGAGCUAGUUGUCCUAUGCGAGUGCAGUCUCCUAUUAUAGUGUCACGAGACAGUGUCAGAUAUAUCCCACCAAAAUCGGCUACCUUGGCUACAGCAGAGUCUGAUUUGGACGAUCAGUUGGAUCCUCCUCCUUCUCCGGUUUGGACUUGUAAGAAGUGUACAUUACUUAACGCUGCUUCGCGAACUACGUGCGAAGCGUGUGGUGGCUCCAAACUUAAAAGCAUAAUGCACUUGGAGGAUGCUACAUUAAGAAAAGGGGAGAGUUGGGUAUGCCCCUCGUGUACAUUAAGGAAUCCGCUAUCAGCACAAACUUGUAAUGCCUGUAAGACGUUAGCAGACUUUUUAGAAGUGCCCAAGGACAAUAGAAUUCAAGGACAAAGAAGUCCAAGUCCAAGACUUUGUCAACCAGCAAAUUCAAAAGUUGUUGCUCAAAAAUAUAAAAAUUCCGUACGAAGGAACGGUUCCUCGAUAGCUGACAAAAGACAUUCAAGAUCCAAAGAUCCGAGUCAUACUCAAUGGCAAUGUAAGCUGUGUACUUAUGAAAAUAAGAGUACAAACAGAACUUGCGAAAUGUGCCAAAGCUCGAAGACCUUAUCCGAAGCAUCAGGGGAUAGACCUAGACUUAUCGAGGCUGGUACUAGUACACUUACGAUGCAACGUCAGGAAAGUGUGGUAAUGGAAAAUUUAAGACAAUUGGAGGAAAGAGAAGCACUAGAAAAAUGGGAGCGUAUAGUACGUUAUUGUAAAGAGACGAACGAGCCCUUCGUCGACGAUUCAUUUCCACCAGCUCCAAAAUCUUUGUACUAUAAUCCCGCGGAUACGAAAGAUAAUCACGUAGUUCAAUGGAGAAGACCUCAUCAAAUUAACGUUGACUCGAGCGUCGACUCUAAACUGCCAUGGGCUGUUUUUAGAACACCGUUGCCCUCAGAUAUUUCGCAAGGAGUUUUAGGAAAUUGCUGGUUACUUUCAGCAUUGGCCGUAUUGGCAGAAAGCGACGAACUCGUAAGAAGGGUUCUCGUGAUGAGAGAAACGUGUCCCGAAGGGGCUUAUCAAGUUAGACUGUGUAAAGAUGGAAAAUGGACAACGGUAUUGGUCGAUGAUCUCUUGCCUUGUGACAAAAGAGGUCACUUAGUAUAUUCACAGGCAAAAAGAAAACAACUUUGGGUACCAUUGAUCGAAAAGGCCGUUGCUAAAAUUCAUGGUUGUUACGAAGCUUUGGUAUCGGGUAGAGCUAUUGAAGGUUUAGCUACGUUAACCGGCGCACCGUGCGAAAGCGUACCUUUGCAGCCUUCUGCAUUACCAAGCGAAGAUGAACUUGAUAAGGAUUUAAUUUGGGCACAACUUUUGUCAUCGAGACAAGCUAUGUUUCUGAUGGGUGCUAGCUGUGGUGGUGGUAAUAUGAAAGUCGACGAAGAAGAGUAUCAAAGAAAAGGUUUAAGACCAAGGCACGCGUAUUCCGUUCUCGACGUACGCGACGUUCAGGGAAUACGUUUGUUGAGACUACGAAAUCCCUGGGGUCAUUACAGCUGGAAAGGAGAUUGGUCCGACGAUAGUCCUAUAUGGACUCCGCAAUUACGAGAAAUGUUAAUGCCACACGGUGCUUCGGACGGCGUGUUUUGGAUUUCCUUUGACGACGUGUUAAAAUAUUUCGAUUGCAUAGAUAUAUGCAAGACGAGAGUUGGUUGGAGCGAAGUUAGAUUACGUGGUACGCUACCGCCUUUAUCAUCUCUUAGGCAUUUAUCGUGCGUAUUGUUAACAGUAUUAGAACCAACUGAGACUGAGUUCACACUAUUCCAAGAGGGUCAAAGGAAUUCUGAAAAGUCACAACGUUCUCAGUUAGAUCUAUGUGUGGUUGUAUUUCGCACGCGGUCACCAGCAGCACCAGAAGUGGGGAGAUUGGUAGAGCAUAGUAAGCGGCAGGUACGAGGAUUCGUUGGAUGUCACAAAAUGUUAGAAAGGGACUUGUAUAUAGUCGUAUGUUUGGCAUUUAAUCAUUGGCAUACCGGUAUGGAGGAUACAUCCAGCUAUCCGGAGUAUGUCCUCGCAAUACAUAGCUCUAAGAGACUUCUGGUAGAACAAAUAUCUCCUCCUGCGUUCGUAUUGGCCGAUGCGAUUAUAAGUUUAACGUUGGCGAAAGGACAGCGACACGAGGGAAGAGAAGGUAUGACGGCGUAUUAUUUAACCAAAGGAUGGGCUGGUUUGGUGGUAAUGGUGGAAAAUCGUCAUGUUAAUAAAUGGAUACACGUAAAAUGUGACUGCCAUGAAAGCUAUAACGUUGUGUCCACAAGAGGACAGCUCAGAACUGCCGAUAGUGUUCCCCCACUUCACAGACAAGUUAUCAUAGUCCUAACGCAAUUGGAAGGUAGCGGAGGUUUUUCAAUAGCACAUCGACUCACUCACCGACUAGCGAACAGUGGAAAUUUGCACGAUUGGGGACCACCCGAUACCCAACAUCAUCCUCAAAUAGAUACUCAGGUCGAAGGUUUACACAGUCCUCGUUUAAUCACGUGAAAAUUUACGUGUUACGACUGACUUUCGUUGAACACACAGGGGCGACGUUUAAGAAAAAAAAGAAACAGUAAAAAAGUGCCGAUAUUGUUCGAAAAUUUUUUAUUAUAAUAGCAAAAAAGUUGAAAGAUUUCGACUGAAAACAACGUAAAGAAAAAAAAAAAAGAAAAAAGAAACUAAAACAACGUAGGAAGAUUGCAAUGCAUAGUACAUCAUCCCAAAGUAAUUAAAAAUGAUACUUUUCGUGCUUUCUAAUCGACGGUACUUCACGAAAAUUCUUAGAGUUGCAAUACGCUCAGCGCAAAGGACAGGAUACAAUAAUUAAAAAAAAAGGAAAAGAAAAAAGAAAAAAAAACGUAAAAAAAAUACAAGUAAGAAUAAAAAGGGAAAAAGAGAAAGAAAGAAAGAUUAAUAAUACGAUGGUUCUCUGAGGUUAAAAAUUUGUAAUAUUUUCUUCUUUACACUCUUGUAUGAUUCUCUCGAUUCGCGUUCUAACGAGAAAGCACAUACUUUAAAAGAACACAAACAAAAAGCAAAUUAAAAAAAGGACAAAAAAGAAAAUAUCGGGUGCUGAUUAAAUCAUUGGAUAUCUCUGCUGGAACCAUUGAUCCAUAAAAUAAAAGAUGAAAAAAAUAAAAAUAAAGAUAAAAAUUAAAAAAAUUAAAAAAAUAAAAAAAGACUUAAGGAUAUGAAAAAUAUUUAUGUGAAGAGACAAGUUUUAAUAUAGAGGUUGUUGCGUUGACAUCGAUGCACGCUAUCUUUCCGAUUACUGCCAGAGGUACAAAGAGAUAAUACAUUGGACGCGCAUAUAAAAUGAAAAACUGUUUGAAUAAAGAGGUACGUCUCUUGUCUAGGUGCAAUAGCUUAAAUCUUAACGUUUCACGUUAUAUCACACACAUUCUGGAUAUUAUUUUGCAAAAUGAAAAGUUACUUAUCUUCUAAAUAAUAUAUGAAAUAGAGAAUAAUGUUUGCACGUUUAUCAAUUAAUUAUUCUCUUCUAUCGUUUCGUAUGAAAACUUCUGAAAGUGAUGGUGUGCAUUUAUAUCAACGAAACGGCUUGUGUAACGACACACACUUUGCUUGUUAUAUAUAUAUAAAAAAAAAAAGAAAAAAUAUGGAAGAAGAAGAAGAAGAAUAAGAAAAAGAAGAAGAUGAAGAAGAAAAAGAAUUAUUUUCUCAACUUAACAUUUAAGCAUCAUUCAUAAGAAAUGAGAAAACCUAAAUGAAAAUAUAACAUAAUAUAAUAUAAAUUGCGAUAUCUCUAGAAGUCAUUAAGGAAUUUGCGAAAGCACGAUACAAUAAAACAUUGUUUUCUUUUUCUUUUCUUUUUUCUUUUUGGAAUUGCUUAAAUUUGCUUAAUGGAACAUCAUAUAAAUACAAUUUCACGAUUUCUCAUUUUCACUUUUUGUCUCGUGCAUCCUAUCGCUGAGAACGCUCUUACAUUACAUAAGCGUGAUAAUGAUGAUGAUACUGAUACUGAUGAUGAUGAUGAUGAUAAUGAUAAUAAUUAUGAUGAUGAUGAUGAUGAUGAUGAUGAUGAUGAUGAUGAUGAUGAUGAUGAUGAUGAUGAUGAUGAUGAUGAUGAUGAUGAUGAUGACGAUGACGAUGAUGAUGAUGAUGACGAUGAUGAUAAUGAUGAUGAUAAUGAUAAUGAUAAUGAUGAUAAUGAAGACGAUGAUAAUGAUAAUGAUGAUGAUCGAGGCUCAUUUGACAUGUACAAAUGUAACAAGGAGAUGAACCUUCGAAGGAAGAGUUUUCAAAUGAUAUUAAGUAUUGUAGCAUGUUGUUUCCUUGCCCAAAUUUAUUUUGCUUCCAUCUCAUAAGUGGAUGCAGUGCUUCUUUUUGAAAGUGACGUAGCACAUUGCUACAGAACCAAAGACCCAUUUCAGAAGUCUUAACGAUAUUAUAUACAUUAUUAACGCGUUCACUGCCAUUCUAUGCAAUUUAUAUAGAAAUGUGUUUCUCUUUCAUAUUAUUUUAUUUUAUUUUAUUUUAUUUAUUUCGUGUUUUCUUUUUAUUUCUCUCUCUCUCUCUCCCCCCCCCUCUCUCUCUCUCUCUCGCUCUCUCCUUUUAUUAUUUUAUUUAUUUUAUUAUAUCAAAUUCUUACGAUUUAGUUACGUCAAUAAUAAACGAAUAAAAUUCUUGCAUAUCAUUAUAAUUGAGACGAUCAUUUUACUUUUGUAAAGUCCUACACAUUCUACGACUAUGUUUAUAUGUAUGUACAUCUUUAGAGAUUUCAUACAUGACACACGUAUCACGUGUAUAAAUAUACACUCACAAACAUAUAUAUAACUGUGUAUGGGCAAGCAUGGCAGUUAGCGAGUUAGAAGCCAAAUUUAAGCUAAUUUGCGCGUAAGUCAGCUGUCCCCAUUCAUGUGGUUUUCUCUUUUCUCUUUUUUUUUCCUUUUUUUUUUUUAAGAAUCAACAGUGCCGCUGUAACUCACAACAGAAAGAGAAAAAUGGGAAAGAAAAGAGAACGAACAAAGAAAAAACUAAAGCACACAUAAUGAAUUAUUUUUCGUUGAAUCGUAAAUUGAAAACGCGUUUAGCUCUGUUACACAAUAUACAUAGGUACAUACAUACAUACAUACAUGCAUCUAUGCAUACAUGCAAAUAUACAUACAAGCAAAAAAAGCAUUUUGUGAUUUUCGACAAGUUGAAGUUUCCAUCAUCGUAGGCUUCUCUCUUUUUUUCAAUAGAGAAUCAUUACGAUUUUAAGAUGACAUUGCCUUUUGUAUCGCGGAUAAAAGUUAAUUGCAAUAACGAUAUGCGAAUAAUGUUCUCCUCUAUGUUCGAUUACUAUCAAUCGAUUAUAUUAGCCUCUUAAGAAUUGUUGUAUUGGGAUACAUCGUCGAGUCGAUAUGUAUUUUCACCGAGGUUCACGUACACAAAUGCACGCAACAUACACACGUAAAAAAGCAAAAAGAAGAAAAAAAUAAAUAAAUAAAUAACACUAUGAAUUUUCUGUAAAAGUAUCAGAAGAGAAGAAUAAAUAUAAGAAUCGUUUUCGAUAAUAUUCGAACGUUAUAAUAUAUAAUAAUUCCAUGUAACGAGUCUAAGGAGAAAUAUUUAUUGAAAAGUCCGAAUAUGUAACUUCUUUCUUUUCAUUUUUUUUUAAAUUAUUUUGAUUGCAUUGUUGUUGUUGUUGUUGUUGUUGUUGUUGUUGUUGUUGACUCUGUAUAGGCGAGAAAAACGGCGAAAUUUUUCUAUGGUAAACUCGAGUGCGUUUUAUGGCUUCGAUUGGUCAAACUGCCAUUAUCAAAUUCUUUGUCUUUUAAGAUAGACGACCGAUGAUAGAUAAAUAAUAGAUCAAUUGAAACAAAGAAUGUUCUUUUUCUACGUACAUAUAUACAUAUGUAUAAAUGUAUAUGUAUGUAUGUAUCUAUCUAUGUACAUAUGUAUGUACGUACUUCGAAUAUAGAAAAAUUGUUCGAAGCUCUUUCUGCACAUAAUGAAUGUCGUGAUGUGACAAUAUAGUAAUCGCUGUGAUCAGACGACGACGACGAUAAUGACGACGAUGACGACGAUGACGAUGAUCUAAUUCGAAAGAAUGUGUCUAAACAAGGGGUCUUUGAGGAAAAACGAGCAGCAGUUUUGGGAAAAAUUAAAAAAAAAUAAAUAAAAUAAAAUAACAAAAGAAGAAAAAACAAAAAAACAAAAAGAAAAGAAAUUAAAUAAAAAUAAUUAAAAAAAGAAAAGAAAAAGAAAAAAAAUAGUACAAAAUGCUAACUUGCUAUACAGAAAUCCGCUUACAUUCUUUUUUUAUCGCAAUACAUCUCAAGAUAAAAUAUGAUGAUGACGAUGAUGAUGACGAUGAUGAUGAUGAUAAUGAUGACGAUGAUAAUAAUGAUAAUAAUGAUGAGCGAUUUGGAAAAAUAUCGAACAUCUUAUAAUUGUUUCUAAUUGCCAAGCCUUUUCCGAGUAUCCAGAUUAUUAGAAUGUAUGUAAUAAGAGAAACGGAUGAGCUCGGAUUAUAAAAAAUAGUUUAAUAAAUAAAUGUCUUUGUUGUAUACUUCGGUAGAGUUCCGGUGCUAAAUAAAAUUAAUUAAUUAUAGGCUCGUUUACACACGUGUACACUCCAAUUGUCAUAUAUUAAAUAUUACUUAGGCCGAUUUUUAUAAGAAAAAAAAAAAAAAAAAGAAAUGUUUUAUCUGAAUUAACGAUCUCAAUAGAUCCUAGCCUGGCCUAACAAUUAAUAACUAUUUAAUUACUUUUGAAUAUGAAAAAUAUUCGACAGAAUGUACCAUUCGAUAUUAUCGGCCUUAGAGUGUAAUGUUAACAAAAAAGAUUUCUUUUUAUUAUUUUCUUAUUUUUAGUUUUUUUGUUUGCUUUUUAUAUCUUUAUGAAAAUCUUUGAUUUUAACACGCGAUCUCUCUCUCUAACGCUAUAUAUAUUACCGCACAUUUGAUAUUAAAUUAUAAAGAGCACUGCAAUCCUAAUUUCUAAGAAACAUAUGUGAUAACAAGAAGUAAGAAAAAGUGAAUAAAUUGGAGUGCAAAGAUAAUAGUAGAUAAUUAAAGCAUAUAUUAUAACAGUGGCCUAAAAGAGAGCGAAUAAGUCAGCAAAAAUUCAAUAAUUCGAUUAUAUAGAUCUAAAUUAUAAUGAAAAGAAUCUUUAGAAAAAUAUAUGCUUUAAUCUAUUCUCAUAAUCACACUGAUUCAUGUAGAGUGUAUAUAUAUAUAUAUAUAUAUAUAUAUAUAUAUAUAUAUGUAUAUAUAUAUAUGUAUAUACAUACAUAAUGAAUUAUCAAAAGACGUUUGAUUAUUAACGUAAUACCAAUAAAUAAUAAAUAAUAUUAUAAACGGAGUUACACGUUUCAAGUUAAAAAGUGAAGUUGCAAAAACGAAAAAUGAAAUAAUCUUAGGCUCAUUCCACCGAAGUGUACAGCUGUUUCAUUGCAUAUGCACAAAAUGUAUACACAGAAGAAUACACAUACACACACGUUACACAUACAUAGAGAGGAACAGAAACAUGAACCUUUUAUCCAGCAAUAGAUAAUACGAUUUUUAAACAAAUUAAAAGAAAUACGAUAAUAAAUCUGAUUCUUUCAUUUCGCUAUUGUAAAAGCUGACCUUUAGUGCCAUAAAUUAAAUCACGAUUGAAGAUGUUGCUGAGGGUGAGGAGGAGAAAGACGUUGCGGAAGAUUCAUAAAAAAAAAGAAAAAAAACAGAGAAAAAAAACAAAGGGGGGGAAAAAGUAAUAAACAAAUAAAACGAGAGCGAUUUUUAAUAUUGCGAUCGCACCCACCGAUCUGUCAUGGUAUAAUAUUUUCUAACGACGAUUUUUCUUUUUCUAACGAACGAAAGAAAAUGAAGAAAAGAUAUACUAUAUAUUUUACAUAUUGCAUAUAGUAUCGAGCGACGAUAUUGUACGUAGAUUGUCGAUAAUUAAUUACAUGAAAGAAAAAAAUAAAAUGAAUAACAUAAUAAUAAUAAUAAUAAUAAUAAUAAUAAUAAUAAUAAUAAUAAUAAUAAAAAUAAUAAUAAUAAUAAUAAUAAUAAUAAUAAUAAUAAUAAUAAUAAUAAUAAUAAUAAUAAUAAUAAUGAACCAGUUGAGAGAAGAAGAGACGAAGAUGUUCGUUUUUCUCGCAAUUACAAAAUAAAAAACAAAUAAAAAAAGAAAAAAAAACAUUCUUUGGCAGGCGUAAUUUAUUGAGAUUCGUAAAUAAUAUUAAGAAGAAAAAGAGAGAGAGAGAGCGAUAAAAAGGAAAAUAAAUAAAUAAAUAAAAGAACGCGUGUGUUUGCUGGAUAUAAUCCUCGACAAAUUAUCUUAACGUUCGAACGGAUUUAAACGUUUUAGAAAAAAACAAAUUCUGUAUGUAAAUAUACAAAGUCGAAGAAAAUAUAAAAAAGAAACAAAGGAGAGAAAAAAGAAGCGGACUAAAAGAAAAAAGAAAAAAGAAAAGGUAUUUAUUCUAUUUCGCGAAGCGAAACGAGACGAGAGAUGAAAAUCUGAUAUAAAGAAGCAAAAAAUAAGUUCAUAUUUAUACAGCUUGCGUUUUCGCACACACGUAAAUAAGUAUGCAUACGAAUGUUUAUUUGUAUGCGCUUUAAUUAAACCCUUUUAUUUUUAUUUUCAAUUUUAGGACGACAUUCAAUAACGUAUAAAAUGUAAAGAGUACACAGUGAUAUAUAUAUAUAUAUAUAUAUAUAUAUAUAUAUAUAUAUAUAACAGAUGUCGGUAUAUAUACGUUAUAUAUAUAUAUAUAUACCUAUAUGAAAAGUUUAUAUAUAUGUAUAUAUAUCGUCGUUUACAUACGAUGGUGACGUGCGAAUUAAAAUUAUUUCUAUGAAUCCCUUUUUCGAAAUUAUUUUUAAUAUGCAGCGAUAAUUAAGAAAAAGAACAAUACUGCAUCGUUAUUAUUUGUUAAUCGAGAGGAAAGAGAGAGACAGAGAGAGAAAGAGAGAGAAAAAUGAUAGAAAAGGAAAAUAAUUUGUUGGAAAAAAUCGAAACUUAAACGUAAAAAUAUAUACGCCUAUAUCGUUGGUAUUAAUAUUAGCACGGCAUUGUUGAUAUCUUUACAUCCAAUUGAAUAUUUAGAAUAAUCGCACGGCAUCGCAAAAGUACCUAGGAAUAAUAUAUUCUUUAAUAUGUGUGUGUGUGUGUGUGUGUGAGAGAGAGAGAGAGAGAAAUGAACCCCAUAAAAAAAGACACAAGCAUACAAAAACACUGGACAUGCAUAAACAUAUAACAUAACAUACAUACAUGGAUACGUGCAUACAUACAUGCAUACAUAAAAUGCGCGCACACGCUGUCUCAUUGUAUUUGUAUGAUAGAAAAAAUAAUAUUGUCGUGUCAAUCAUAUUUCAUGAUCACCGGAGCGACUCAUUUUACUCUGUAAAAAUGUUUUACAGCGUAAAAAUUAUACCGGGUGUCUUCUAAAACUACGUACAAGCGUUUAAUCGCCUUUCCUGCUUUUUGUUUCUUUCAAACGGGAUCGGAUUAUACGCUUUUUGGGCACGAUGAGAAUAAAGGAAAAAGAAUAAUGAAAGAUAGAAAAGAAACAGAAAGAAUUAUGUGCGAAACGUGUUGAAAGUGAUUUAUAACGGUUUGUACUGUAAAUUGUAUAAUAUAAACAAGAUGGAAACGAUUUUAUUAGUGGUCAGAGAGCCCGGAAUGUUACAAUAAUGUAUAAGUCUAAAAAAAAGAGUCUAUCGGAUAUAAUCUGGCGAAAUUCUUUUCGAAAAGAAUAAAAAAAGAUGGAGAGAGAGAUAGAAAGAAAUAGAGAGAAGAAGGAGGAGAGAGCUCUUUUAGUCUUGUUCAACACACGACUGUGAUCAUUUUAGAAACGCCCACGUACGAAUUCAACGCCACGUACGAAAUCGAACCAGCAAUCAACUUUGUGAUAGUCUACUAUGUACCGAUCUGGUAAACUUCGUUGAAAUAACCCCAUUUCCUAUAGAUAAGCUGUAUAAUUAAUUAGAACUUUGUCACGUACACGCAAGGAAGAAAAAAAAAGGAAAAGAAAAAAAAAACGUAUUUAAUACAUUUAAAGAUGAUAAUAUGAAAUUGUGUUGUCCCCUGAUUUGUAUCACGUAGGCACGUUUAAUAAUAAAUCGAAAUAUUAUCUAUA